Messenger RNA from Leptonychotes weddellii (Weddell seal), 1388 nucleotides. It is a transcript of the gene SECTM1, whose product is annotated as secreted and transmembrane 1. Gene Ontology annotation, molecular function: cytokine activity. The record is from RefSeq and is a predicted model, not a curated record. Gene Ontology annotation, cellular component: membrane. Gene Ontology annotation, biological process: immune response. NCBI's taxonomy places the organism in Eukaryota, Metazoa, Chordata, Mammalia, Carnivora, Phocidae.
GAGUCGCCCUCCGCCGGCUCUGCUCUCGGCCCCCAGCGCGCAAAGACCAGCGGCAGCCGCCAGUGGCCAGGAGCAGCGGCGCGCGCGGGGAGCCGGGGCGCAGAGAGGGUCCCAAGAACCAAUGAGGAGGACGCGGGACCCCUGAGGCCUCCCUGUCCUGCUGGCCAUGCCGACUUUGACAUGCCCCCUCUCGGUGCCCCAGAUGCUCCGGACCAUCCUCCUGGCCGCCUCCCUGAGUGCUCAGAAUGGAAGAGCCGGGGACCUUCCUUGUGGAUCCGGAUGUGCACACCUGGCCCAGGACCCUGGGGAUGGUGAGGCGGCUGCAGGCCCGGCCGAGACUCAACCACACUCGCAAUGGGACAACCCCAUCUGCACCGAAGGAGUGGUUUCCGUGUCCAGAGGGGAGCGUGCCGUGAUGGCCUGCAACAUCUCCAACCCCUUCCUCAGCGUGACCAUCUACCUGAGCUCCCAUGGGAAGAACUUCAAGCCCAUCUUCAGCAUGCGGCCCACAGGAUGCUUCUGCCAGGGAGGCUGGCGGCUCCAGGUUCAGGGAAGCGUGGCCCAGCUGGUGAUCAAUGACGCGAGCCACACCCAGGCAGGAUCCUACAGGUGGCAUCUGCAAGGUCUGCAGAGAAAUAUCAAAGUCACCACACUGAACGUGUCAGGGGCAGAGUCCCAAGACCUGAAGGUGAGAGGACGCCCGCUCUUCACACAUCCCUACAGCCCAGAGACGCCACGCCCGUCCAAGGCCAGAGACCAGUUCAGGGUGGCCCCUGUGGUCAUCGGCAUCAUUGCCAGCCUCGUUUUCCUGGUGGUCAUCGGGAGAGAUGGCUCUGAGCUGGAAGACGGAGGGCCUGUGAGGAGGGUGAUAAACAGGCCUGAAACCCAGAACCGACUCCAGGAGUCCUGCCCCACUCUGAGGCCACCAGCACCCGCACUCACCCCCCCAGGAGUGGAGCCCCGUGUGUCCCACCUCCAUCUGGUUGACAGAUGCCCAGGAACCACGCAGCGGUGGCAGACAGAAGCAGCCCCUGUCCCUGCCUGCUGGCACCAGAGACCUGCUCAGCCCUUCAGCCCAAGGAGCAAGCUCUCUGCCCACCCUGGAGCGGGGGGUGGGCAGGGGGAGAGGACGGGACUCAGGCUGGCAGCUGCUUCUCCUCGGCCUUCCCCCCCAUCCCCACCCCGGGCCAGUGGUUGGCUCCUCCCCACCUCAGCCUUCUGCAGGUGUCUCAGCUCCCCGACUCCCCCUCAUCAGACUCUGUGGUCAAAAAUGGGAAAAUCUCAGGGGUGCCUGUAGGGCUCAGUCGGUGACUCAGUGGUUAAGCAUCUGCCUUCGGCUCAGGGCAUGAUCCCAGGGUCCUGGGAUUGCGCCCUGCUCAGCGGGGAGU